Messenger RNA from Penaeus monodon (black tiger shrimp), 1259 nucleotides. RefSeq lists its product as uncharacterized. Gene Ontology annotation, cellular component: extracellular region. Gene Ontology annotation, molecular function: chitin binding. Bases 18 to 908 code for a protein of 296 amino acids. The transcript has 2 exons. The record is from RefSeq and is a predicted model, not a curated record. NCBI's taxonomy places the organism in Eukaryota, Metazoa, Arthropoda, Malacostraca, Decapoda, Penaeidae.
GCAAGUCGCUGGUUAAGAUGUUGUCAUCAUACCUGAGUCUUGCCUUCAUCGUGGCCGCCGUUCGCGACGGCUCGGGUCCUGGACACUGCGCCCCCCCUCUGCCCCCCACAGCCGACUCCCACCCAAAGGUUCCCCCACCCCACCGCUGCCCGACCGACUUCACGGAGUACUACUGCCUGUCGGACGGCAGCCCGACCGACUUCACGGAGAAGUGUCCCGACGGCACGCUCUUCGACCAAGCCAGCUUCAGCUGCACGGACGCCGCCGUCGCCUCGUGCCUGUCGUGCGAGCCCGCGUGCAGCUUCGAGUGCCCGGCGGACGGCAGCACGGCCGUCGUGGCCAACGGCGAAGACUGCCGCUCGUUCUUCGUGUGCAGCGGCGGGGGGUCCGUGCCCGUGUCGUGCGACGCCGACAAGCCCUACUUCAACGGCACGACGUGCACGACGGAUGAAAGCCAGUGCUGCGACAGUUGCCAGGCCUUCUGCGAGCAGCCGUUCACGGAGAUCCCCGACCCGGCCAACUGCACCAACUUCUACUACUGCGCGCGCAAGGGCUUCCCGACGGAGGAGGACCUUCACCACUGCGCCGACCGGGCGGUCUUCAAUCAGGAGACCCACCACUGCGACAGGGAGGCGGAGUGCGAGCAGCCGUGCUCGUCGGUGCCGUCGGUGCCGUCCUUGGUCCCCACCACGACCGUCGGCACGGGCUGCGUCCCCGACUUUGUCUGCCAGAGCACCGGAUACUUCCCCAUGUGUACCCACAUCUGCGACCCGCACUACUACUACUGCAGCGCCGGCGAUAUCGGCCACACCGUGCAGCCUCUCCAGUGCCCCGCCGGGACGGUGCUCGACCCGGAGAUCAUGCGCUGCGUCAACCCCGCCAGCUGUCCGUUCCGGGCGCGCCAGUGAGCGUGGGGGGGGGAUGGUCGGGGUCAUGCUGGUGCCCUACCGAGGGGGGACUCGAGGCAGGAUAAUCUGUCGUGUCUAGAAGGAGAGGGAACUAACCCACGUACUUCUUUUACUAUGUUUGUAAAUAAAUCGUCAAUAUACUUGCACUUUCAUACCAAUAACCACGACAAAAAGGAGAUCCAGAAGGUGAAGACGAGGAACAAGAACCACAAACCUGUCUUUUUUACUUGGCAAAUUAUGUAGACCUGCAAAUUAGAUCAUAGAAAACGAAAAUCAAAUGGACUAACAUCUUAUUAAACACUUAUAUAACGACAACAGGAUACGAUGGCACAGUAAAAAGUCGAAAAUGAA